Messenger RNA from Ylistrum balloti, 831 nucleotides. RefSeq lists its product as uncharacterized. The transcript is spliced from 4 exons. The record is from RefSeq and is a predicted model, not a curated record. The coding region runs from base 1 to 831 and encodes 276 amino acids. NCBI's taxonomy places the organism in Eukaryota, Metazoa, Mollusca, Bivalvia, Pectinida, Pectinidae.
AUGGAAAUGUUCAGCUAUGGACUCGAGUUAUCCAUGGUGCUAACCAAGGAGCUGUCCCGAGAUGACUUCUACAUGGAAAGGAAAUUUUGUCACCAGUUCGAAGAGAAGCACAUGGUGCUGUUUCCACUUUGUAUCCAGCGUCAGAUCAAUCAUUGGUACCCGGUGCCUCAUGACCCGGAAGUAAAUGGUGCAUUGAAAUGGCUCCACUGGCUUGACCGGAAUAUAACUCCCGUCCUAGAGAAAUCAAUGCCACCUGAUCCAAAAUUUACAGAAUCAUCUCAAUCUACACUGAGUCCAAUUGAGAUCGCGAAAAGCAUAUGGGAACGUAAUCAGAGAAUAAUACGGGAACGUCAGGAUCUACUGGUAAUAAACAACAAUCAUGCACGCGAAAUAGCAGAUUUAGAAUUUAUCAUAAAGAAGUCUGAAGAGAUGGGAAAGGUGCGAAUGAAGAUCUCAAAUCUGAGAACACGAUGCAGUGAUAUGAAAGGCGAAAUUGAGAGUUUAAAGAAUUACCUCACAAAAACCACAGAGGAAGUUGAGAGUUUAAAGAAAUCUCUCACAAAAUCUGCAGCGGAAAAUCAGAGUUUAAAGAACUCUCUCAAUUGGAUUAAUAGAAUGAGCUGCAUUGCUGGAAAACAACUGACAGACAAUAACCCCAAGGUCACAGAUCUGACUGACCCAAAUAGACCACAGAAAUUGGCAGACAAGUUUUCGGAACUUUACGAUAACCAGUGGACCAACGCAAUAGAGUACUUGCAAACAUCCAAACAGAUGUCAGAGGAACUGGCAAUACAACACUUGUCUACUCUAGCAAAGGUCAACAAUUUAUGA